AUGUUCAAUAUUUGGUUAUUAUGGCUGUUUAUUGGUCAAACAUCAGGCAUUGCAUACAAUCUACCGAAAUUUUGUGCAAAUGCAACAUGGAAUCCUGUAGCUAUAACUUUUGCUACUAGUGCUAUAGUUGGUACAAAUCCUUAUGGACUUUUUGUCGAUACAAAUAAUACGGUUUAUGUAGCUGAUAGAGCAAACAGUCGUGUGCAAAUUUGGUUUAACAAUAGUGCAACACCGACCAGUACUAUCUCGGGUGGUUUAAACACACCCUAUAACCUUUUCGUCUCAGAUAAUGGUGAUAUUUAUGUUGAUAAUGGUUAUGCAAAUAAUCGAGUGGAUAAAUGGGCAUUUAAUUCGAAUAGUAGUGUUCCAACAAUGUAUAAUUGUGGACCAUGUUUUAGUCUUUUUAUUGAUAUCAAUAAUAUGCUUUACUGCUCACUGUACAAUGCUAAUAAAGUUAUCGCAAAAUCAUUGAAUACAAAUUUAAAUAUCUGGAAUACUGUCGCUGGAACAGGAACUGCUGGAGCAACAGCGACUACACUUAAUUUACCAUGUGAUAUCUUUGUCGAUAAUAAUUUAAAUUUGUACGUGGCUGACACUGCUAACAAUCGGAUUCAGAAAUUUGCAUCAGGACAAUUAAAUGGAACAACAGUACCAACAGGAACUAUCACACUUAGUCAUCCAACUGGAGUUAUUCUUGAUGCUGAUGGAUAUCUCUUUAUUGUUGAUCAAAGUAACAAUCGUCUUAUCGGUUCAGGGCCGUAUGGAUAUCGAUGUAUAGCAGCAUGUUCAGGAACUUAUGGCUCAUCAUCUACUCAAUUAUGGGUUUCAUAUUCACUUCGUUUUGAUAGUUAUGGAAAUAUAUUUGUUAGUGAUCUAUAUAACAAUCGAAUUCAAAAAUUUUUCUUGGUGACAAAUGGAUGUAAUGUAACAACAUCAACGACAACAAUGGCUAGUGUAACAUCAAUGAAUAGUACGCAAUCAGUUCCUUUAUUAACAUCUACGUAUGGAACAAAUUCUACCAUUGUAUCUUCUUCGACGAGUCUUUCAUACAACCUCCCGAAAUUCAGUGCUUAUGCUACUUGGAGUUCUAAUGGAAUAACUCUUUUCAACAGUGCUACCAUUGGAACAUAUCCAUAUGGUUUAUUCGUUGAUACUAACAAUACUCUUUAUGUAUGUGAAUAUUCUCAAAAUAUAAUUCAAGUGUCGCUUGAAAAUAGUACCACACCUAUAAGGUAUAUUAGUGGUGGUUUGUCCAGACCCUAUACUACAUUCGUGACACUUAACGGUGAUGUUUAUAUUGAUAAUGGUUAUGCAUAUAAUCAAGUCGAUAAAUGGACAUUAAAUUCAACAACUAAUGUUUUAGCAAUGAAUGUCAAAGGCACAUGUUGUGGUCUUUUUAUUGAUAUUUAUAAUACUAUUUAUUGUUCACAAUGUACAAUUCAUCAAGUUGUUACAAAAUCACUAAAUAGUAUUUCAAAUAUGUGGAUAGUUGUUGCUGGUACAGAUUGUUCAGGAUCAACAUCAAGUACACUUAAUAAUCCUCGUGGUAUAUUUGUCGAUACAAAUUUAAAUUUAUAUAUUGCUGAUUAUACUAAUAAUCGAAUACAAUUAUUUAUAUCAAAUCAAUUAAAUGCUAUUACAGUAGCUGGUUCUGGAGCAUCAUCCACUAUUACUCUUUCUAAUCCUAGUGGAGUUGUUCUUGAUGCUGAUGGUUAUCUAUUUAUUACGGAUAGUUCCAAUCAACGUAUUAUUGGUUCAGGUCCAAAUGGAUAUCGUUGUCUAGUAGGAUGUUCACAAGUUGCUGGUUCGGCAUCUAAUCAAUUGAAUAAUCCACUAACGUUAAGUUUUGAUAGUCAUGGAAAUAUAUUUGUUACUGAUACAAAUAAUCAUAGAAUUCAAAAAUUUUAUUUAACAACCAAUAAUUAUAAUGCAACUGUUAAUCAACCAAAUUUAUGUCCAUCUACAACUUGGUAUACAGAUGCGAUUACAUUUGCUAAUAGUAGUACGGCUGGAACAAGUGUAUUUGGUGUUUUUGUUAGUAUUAAUAAUACUGUCUAUGUAGCUAAUCAACAAACUAAUAAGAUUGUAGUAUGGUACGAAGGAAGUAUUAAUCCAAAUAAAAUUCUUUCUGGUAGUCUAAGUUCACCGUUUGAUCUUUUCGUUACUCCUUCAGGUGAUAUAUAUGUUGAUAAUGGUGUAAGUAAUGGGCGAGUUGAUAAAUUUUCAUUUAACUCAAAUAUAAGUACUUCUGUAAUGUCAGUUCCUUAUGCAUGUUACGGUAUUUUUGUUGAUAUUAGUAAUACUCUUUAUUGUUCAACAUUUACUUCUCAUCAAGUUGUUAAGAAAUGGUUAAAUGAUAAUGUACUUACAUCAACUAUUGUAGCUGGUACGGGUACAGCUGGAUCAACAGCAACUACGCUUAAUACGCCUGUUGGAAUUUUUGUCGAUACUAAAAUUAAUUUAUAUGUUGCAGAUUCCCUUAACAAUAGAAUACAAAUGUUUCCCGUUGGACAAUUAACUGGAAUAACUUUAGCAGGAGCUAGUGUACCAGGAACUAUUACACUUUAUUAUCCAAAUGGUAUUACAUUAGAUGGUAAUGGAUAUCUUUUUAUUGCCGAUUGUUAUAAUCAACGAAUAGUUGGACAAGGACCAUAUGGUUUUCGAUGUUUGUUUGGAUGUACAGCUACUGUUGGUUCUUCAUCAAGUCAAUUCAGUUAUCCAACAACUUUAAGAUUUGAUAGUUAUGGAAAUCUAUAUGUUGCUGAUAGAAGUAAUAGUCGAGUGCAAAAAUUUCUAUUAGCAUCAAACUCAUGUAGUAUCUCUUAUAAUCAACCAACAUUUUGUUCUAAUGCUUUAUGGUAUUCUAAUGCAUCAACUUUUGCAUCAAGUAGUACAACUGGUACAUUACCUUAUGGUAUUUUUAUUAAUGGCAUUAAUACUGUGUAUGUACCUAAUCGAGUUAAUAACACCAUUUUAUCAUGGCCUCAAGGAAGUAGUACAUCAACAAGUAAUAGUUAUAGUAAUUUAAGUAAUCCAUAUAGUCUUUUUAUGUCUAUGACUGGUGAUAUUUAUAUUGAUAAUGGUUAUUCUUAUGGUCGAGUUGAUAAAUAUAUAUUUAAUACAUCAAAUCAUGUUACUGUUAUGAAUGUGAGUGGAAGUUGUUAUGGUUUAUUUAUUGAUAUUAAUAAUAAUCUUUAUUGUUCACUUAAAAAUCUUCAUCAAGUUGUUACACUUUUACUUAAUAAUGGUACAACCAUUCCGACAAUUGCAGCCGGUAAUGGCUCUGCUGGAUCACUAUCAAAUAUGCUUAAUUCUCCUCAAGGAAUCUAUGUCGAUAGUAACUUAAAUCUAUAUAUUGCAGACAGUGCUAAUAAUCGUAUUCAAUUUAUUCAAACUGGUCAGUUAGAUGGAACGACAAUCGUUGGUAAUGGGUCAUCAGCAAACAUUAUACUCAACUAUCCAACUGGAAUUGUCCUUGAUGCUAAUGGUUAUCUUUUUAUUGUCGAUAGUUAUAAUCAUCGUAUUGUUGCUUCAAGUUCUACUGGUUUUCGAUGUAUAGUCGGGUGUUCGGGAGGUGGUUCAUCUGCGUCGCAGUUAUCACUUCCACAAAGUAUGGCUUUUGAUAGUUAUGGAAAUAUAUAUGUUACUGAUCGAAAUAAUAGUCGAGUGCAACAAUUCGCUUUUCAAACUAGCAGUUGCACAGCAGUACUACAACUAGCACUACCACCACAACUACCACUAAGACUACAAGCAGUAGCAGCACUACAAGUAGCACUAGCACUACAACCAGUACCACAAGUAGGAGUACUACAAGCAGUAGCAGUACUACGAGCACUACUACUACCACCACCAGUAGCACUACUACUACUACUACCAGUACCACAAGCACCACUACCACUAGCAGUACUACUACGAGCAGUAGCAGUACCACCAGCAGCACUACAACUACUACCACCGGUACUACAAGUACUACUACUACUACCACCACUAGUACUACAACGAGUAGCAGCAGUACCACAAGUAGUACUACUACGAGUAGCAGUAGCACCUCAAGCAGCACUACUACCACGACCACCACUAGCAGUACUACUACUACCACUACUACCACAAGUACUACAACAAGUAGCAGCAUUACCACAAGUAGUACUACUACGAGCAGUAGCAGCACCACAAGUAGUAGUACUACUACUACCAGCAGUACCUCAAGUACCACUACAACCACUAGCAGCAGUACCACAAGUAGUACCACUACGAGCAGCAGUAGCACCUCAAGUAGCACUACUACCACGACUACCACUAGCAGUACUACUACCACUACUAGUAUUACUACAAGCAGUAGUAGUACCACAAGUAGCACUACUACUACCACCACCACCAAAAGUACUACAACAAGUAGCAGCAGUACCACUACGAGCAGCAGCAGCACCACAAGUAGCAGUACAACGAGUAGUAGCAGUACUUCAAGUAGUACUACUACCACUAUCACCACCACCGGCAGUACUACAACGAGCAGUAGUAGUACCACCACUAGCACCAGCAGUACUUCAACUAGCACCACUACAAGCAGCAGCAGUACUUCAAGUAGCACUACAACCACGACCACCACUAGCAGUACCACUACAAGCAGUAGCAGCACCACAAGUAGUAGUACCACAAUUAGUACUACCACUACCACUAGCAGUACCUCAAGUAGCAAGGCUUCCAUCACAACUUUUCAAGGAUCAUAUAUCAAUGAAACUUGUUAUUCACCGACGAUUACAUUGA
Molecule: messenger RNA, 4764 nt
Organism: Adineta steineri
Lineage: Eukaryota; Metazoa; Rotifera; Eurotatoria; Adinetida; Adinetidae
Source: the annotation of a GenBank genome assembly